CGAACACACUUCGCAGUGGACUCCAAGAUGCCCGUGAAAGGGAGCUUCUCUUUGAUCUCCUUAACCUCCUCAUCUCCACAGGACCCAGAGCACAAGAACGUCCCUUCUCCUGCUUCCAGGCCCACCGUCUAGAAAAGAGAGGAGGAGCCCAGCUCUUCAUCAUUCCACCCCCACCCACUAACUCCCAACUUCCUGGCCCUCAGCGGGUGACCAAGGAAGUCAGUCCACUUGGCUCUCCAUAAACAGCCUGUGCCCCACCAGGCUCAGGGGGGCAGCUUGACCAAUCCCUAUUUCCAAGACCUUUGGCCAACCCUAUUGAUCUGGACUCCUGGGCAGGCAGUUGGACCAACGGACAGACGCCAUGAGGGCUCUGCUGCUCCUGGGGUUCCUGCUGGUGAGCCUGGAGUCAACACUUUCGUUCCCUGCCUUCUUCUCUCCCUUGUAGAUUCCACCUUGGAAAGCGCCCAAGGAGCAUAAGUACAAAGCUGAAGAGCACACAGUCGUAUGUCUCGUGGGCAUCAAUCAUGCCACACAGAGGCCAGGACCUUCAAUGGGCAAGGAAGGAUCAAGAGCUGGUCUCUGGCAUUCGAAUGCCUCUGAAUCCCAGCUUUAUCACUUAUGAGCUGGGUGACUCUGGUUCUCACUGUCACCGGGGAGCCCUGCCACUUCCCCUUCCAGUACCACCGGCGGCUGUACCACAAAUGUAUCCACAAGGGCCGGCCAGGCCCUCAGACCUGGUGUGCUACCACCCCUAACUUUGAUGAGGACCAGCGAUGGGGAUACUGUGUGGAGCCCAAGAAAGUGAAAGACCACUGCAGUAAACACAGCCCCUGCCAGAAAGGGGGGACCUGUGUGAACACGCUGAGUGGCACCCACUGUCUCUGUCCACAACACCUCACUGGGAACCACUGCCAGAGAGAGAAGUGCUUUGAGCCUCAGCUUCUCCGGUUUUUCCACGAGAAUGAGAUAUGGUAUAGAUCUGAGCAAGCAGCUGUGGCCAGAUGCCAGUGCAAGGGUCCUGAUGCCCACUGCCAGCGGCUGGCCAGCCAGGCCUGCCGCACCAACCCGUGCCUCCAUGGGGGUCGCUGCCUAGAGGUGGAGGGCCACCGCCUGUGCCACUGCCCCGUGGGCUACACCGGACCCUUCUGCGACUUGGACACCAAGGCGAGCUGCUAUGAUGGCCGCGGGCUCAGCUACCGCGGCCUGGCCAGGACCACGCUCUCGGGUGCGCCCUGUCAGCCGUGGACCUCGGAGGCCACCUACCGGAACGUGACGGCCGAGCAAGCGCGGAACUGGGGACUGGGCGGCCACGCCUUCUGCCGGAACCCGGACAACGACAUCCGCCCGUGGUGCUUCGUGCUGAUCGGCGACAGGCUAAGCUGGGAGUACUGCGACGUGGCACAGUGCCAGGCCCCAACCCAGGCGGCGCCUCCGACCCCGGUGUCCCCUGGGCUUCAUGUCCCACUCAUGCCCCCGCAGCCGGCACCGCCGAAGCUUCAGCCCACGACCCGGACCCCGCCUCAGUCCCAGACCCCGGGAGCCUUGCCGGUGAAGCAGGAGCAGCCGCCUCGCCUGACCCGGAACGGCUCAGUGAGCUGCGGGCAGCGGCUCCGCAAGAGUCUGUCUUCGAUGACCCGCGUCGUUGGCGGGCUGGUGGCGCUACGCGGGGCGCACCCCUACAUCGCCGCGCUGUACUGGGGCCACAGUUUCUGCGCCGGCAGCCUCAUCGCCCCCUGCUGGGUGCUGACGGCCGCUCACUGCCUGCAGGACCGGCCGGCACCCGAGGAUCUGACGGUAGUACUCGGCCAGGAACGCCAUAACCACAGCUGUGAACAGUGCCAGACUCUGGCCGUGCGCUCCUACCGCUUGCACGAGGCCUUCUCGCCCGUCAGCUACCAGCACGACCUGGCUCUGUUGCGCCUUCAGGAGGAUGCGGACGGCAGCUGCGCGCUCCUGUCGCCUUACGUUCAGCCGGUGUGCCUGCCAAGCGGCGCCGCGCGACCCUCCGAGCCCGCGCUCUGCCAGGUGGCUGGCUGGGGCCACCAGUUCGAGGGGGCGGAGGAAUAUUCCAGCUUCCUGCAGGAGGCGCAGGUACCCUUCCUCUCCCUGGAGCGCUGCUCAGCACCGGACGUGCACGGAGCCUCCAUCCUCCCCGGCAUGCUCUGCGCAGGGUUCCUCGAGGGCGGCACCGAUGCAUGCCAGGGUGAUUCCGGAGGCCCGCUGGUGUGUGAGGACCAAGCCGCAGAGCGCCGGCUCACCCUGCAAGGCGUCAUCAGCUGGGGAUCGGGCUGUGGUGACCGCAACAAGCCAGGCGUCUACACCGAUGUGGCCUACUACCUGGCCUGGAUCCGGGAGCACACCGCUUCCUGAUUGCUCAGGGACUCAUCUUUCCCUCCUCGGUGAUUCCGCAGUGGGAGAGUGGCUGGGGCAUGGAAGGCAAAAUUGUGUCCCAUUCCCCCAAUGCGGCCAGCUCCGCGCCAGGAUGGCGCAGGAACUCAAUAAAGUGCUUUGAAAAUGCUGA
Messenger RNA from Cercocebus atys (sooty mangabey), 2521 nucleotides. It is a transcript of the gene F12, whose product is annotated as coagulation factor XII (Hageman factor). Gene Ontology annotation, molecular function: calcium ion binding; serine-type endopeptidase activity. The coding region runs from base 619 to 2370 and encodes 583 amino acids. The transcript is spliced from 15 exons. The record is from RefSeq and is a predicted model, not a curated record. Gene Ontology annotation, biological process: blood coagulation; zymogen activation. Gene Ontology annotation, cellular component: extracellular region; rough endoplasmic reticulum. Lineage: Eukaryota; Metazoa; Chordata; Mammalia; Primates; Cercopithecidae.